This is a messenger RNA of Didymodactylos carnosus, 532 nucleotides long. Lineage: Eukaryota; Metazoa; Rotifera; Eurotatoria; Philodinida; Philodinidae. The record is from the annotation of a GenBank genome assembly.
AUGCUUUUAGGAACGAAUAAUGGCAUGUUUGUCAGUUUCUGUUAUAGAUGCAUGGAUUUUGACCAAUGGUAGUAAGAAUGAAGUUGGUCCAAGGUUAGUUGGUGAAGUUGUUUAUAAAAAUAAAUUGAAAAAUAAACGAAAUACAGCCGGCAAUAACAUAAAUAUAAGAGAGGAAAAAAAUAUUUAUGCAAUCGGUGUAUCGAAUUGGGCAAAUAUAAAAAAUCGUGAAGAGUUAAUACGUUCAGAAAAAAAGAUUGAGGCAUCAGGCUUGAAGAAGCUUGGAGAAUUAAGCGAAAGCUUGGUGAAAAAGGCGAAAGCGGAUGGAAGUAAAGAAGACAAGGAAUCAUCACAGCGGAAAAAUGUACAGAAAAAGAAGAGGAUUGAUAGCAGACAAGAACUGGAACCGAAUCAUACACAGUUUAUUUUGUUUGACGAUGGGACAUUGAAGCCAUCGUAUGAAGAUCAUUAUCGGGAAAAUUUAGCACGAGUAAUAUCCUGUGGCGCACAAAGAGCAAGUAAGGUUUUGAAAUAG